This is a messenger RNA of Hevea brasiliensis (rubber tree), 822 nucleotides long. RefSeq lists its product as uncharacterized. NCBI's taxonomy places the organism in Eukaryota, Viridiplantae, Streptophyta, Magnoliopsida, Malpighiales, Euphorbiaceae. The coding region runs from base 1 to 822 and encodes 273 amino acids. The record is from RefSeq and is a predicted model, not a curated record. The transcript is spliced from 2 exons.
AUGCACACAUUGUGGAAAAAGAUAGAGAGGUCGGCUCCUACUGCACAGAGGGGUAGAAAGGCUGGAAGAUCUGAGGCAGUUGAGGGCACUGUGAGGCCUGCAUCUGAGACAGUGGAGAGACCAGAUACUAGAGUGCCAGCAUGUGCAUAUGCCAUUCGAGCCAGAGAGGAGCAGGAUGCACCUAAUGUCAUAGUUGGUACAUUUUCUCUCUUUAACUCUGAAGUGCACGCAUUAAUAGACCCAGGUUCAACUCAUUCUUACAUGUGCACUGCUAUCCCAGUAGAGAGGGGUUUAAAGGUUGAAACCAUUGAGCAGGACAUCCUAGUUACUAACCCUUUAGGCCAUAAUGUGAUGGUGAAUGAAGUCUAUAGGGGUUAUCCCUUGACGAUUCAGGAGUAUGAAUUUUUGGUAGACCAUAUCGAGCUACCUUUUCAUGAGUUUAAUGUGAUUUUUGGAAUGGAUUGGUUGUCACGUCACCAAGCUAUGAUGGAUUGCCGUUUAAAAAAAAUCACACUAAUGACUCCUAAUAAUGAGGAGAUCAUUAUUGUGGGGGAAAGGAUGGAUUAUCUGUCUAAUGUUAUAUCAGCCACUACUGUAGGGAGGUUGAUAAGAAAGGGUUGUGAAGCUUACCUGGCACAUGUAAUUGAUACUAGGAAGGUUAGGCUAGACCUUCAUGACAUACCCAUUGUAUGUGAUUUUCCAGAUGUUUUCCCUGAGGAGUUGCCCGGUAUACCACCAGAGAGAGAAGUGGAAUUUGCUAUAGAGGUUAUGCAUCGUACAACACCAGUGUCCAUUGCUCUUUUUAGGAUGGCUGUUUGCUAG